AUGGAACGUCUCAAAAAGUUCCUUCUCAAUCGCUUCCGCAUCAAAGAUCUUGGAGAUUUGAAAUAUUUUCUGGGCAUUGAAUUCUCUCGUUCCAAGAAAGGUAUUUUCAUGUCUCAAAGAAAGUAUGCACUUGAUAUUUUGCAGGAUUCAGAACUUUUAGGCGCAUGCCCAGACAAGUUCCCAAUGGAACAGAAUUUGAAACUCACUCCCACAGAUGGAGAAUUACUGAAUGAUCCAACCAAAUACAGGAGACUGGUUGGCCGAUUGAUCUACCUUACUGUCACAAGGCUUGAUAUAGUCUAUCCUGUUCGAACACUAAGUCAAUUCAUGCAUCAGCCUCGCAGACCUCAUUGGGAUGCUGCCAUACGGGUCCUUAAAUACCUCAAGGGGACUCCAGGUCAGGGUUUGUUAUUUUCUGCCACCAACAAUCUUACAUUAAAAGCUUCUUGUGAUUCAGACUGGGGAGGUUGUCGUGCGACAAGGAGAUCAGUUACAGGAUACUGUAUUUUUCUUCGCAAUUCACUCAUCUCAUGGAAAUCCAAGAAACAAACCAAUGUUUCAAGAUCAUCAGCAGAAGCUGAAUAUCGAGCUAUGGCCAACACAUGUUUGGAGCUGACUUGGUUACGCUUUAUACUACAGGAUUUAAAAGUCCCACAGAUAGCUCCUGCACCAUUGUUUUGUGAUAAUUAG
Molecule: messenger RNA, 690 nt
Organism: Prunus persica (peach)
Lineage: Eukaryota; Viridiplantae; Streptophyta; Magnoliopsida; Rosales; Rosaceae
Exons: 1
Coding region: 1-690 (229 amino acids)
Source: RefSeq, a predicted model, not a curated record